Molecule: messenger RNA, 5201 nt
Organism: Cryptotermes secundus
Lineage: Eukaryota; Metazoa; Arthropoda; Insecta; Blattodea; Kalotermitidae
Gene: sns
Product: nephrin
Exons: 19
Coding region: 248-4231 (1327 amino acids)
Biological process (GO): cell-cell adhesion
Cellular component (GO): cell-cell junction
Molecular function (GO): cell adhesion molecule binding
Source: RefSeq, a predicted model, not a curated record
GCACGGCGAGUAGGAGUGUUGUAGCUGCUCGAACGCUCAAUAUUCCCUUCCUCUCUUUUCUGGACCAUUAUUGCGUGUGUGUGUUGUUUUUUCUUGCGUGAUAUUUUUUUUUUAGAUUAUAAGUCCUCUUGUGGACAGGGGAGAGUGUUUUGUGAUUUGUUUCAGCAUAUGAAAUGAAUGUCAGAGAUGGAAACAGUAAUAGUCCUGUUAUUUAUCGUUACAAAUAGUGCGAGAAUAUAAAUACCGGAUGAAAAACAUUCGACUAUUUACCGUGUGUGUUGUUACAAUAAUGGAUACUGCUCCAGGAUUAAUCAUCCAUCGGUUCGCCAUUGUGCUCCUGCCGCUACUGCUUGUAUCCGUGUCUGGACAGCAGCAGUAUUUUCGCAUCCAGCCCAAGGACGUGAAGGUGCACGAGGGAGGCGAAGCCUUGCUGGAGUGUGAAGUGACGAACCAAGCUGGACAGGUGCAAUGGACCAAGGACGGCUUCGCUCUAGGUUUCAGUGCCAUCAUCCCUGGGUUUCCACGCUAUUCAGUAGUUGGUGAUAGUCGAAAUGGUGUAUACAACCUGAGGAUUGUCAAUGCAUCACUAAGUGAUGAUGCAGAAUAUCAGUGUCAGGUUGGUCCAGCAAGGUUCAACAAAGCAAUCCGAGCCAAUGCCCGGCUGAGCGUCAUAUCACCUCCGUCCUCUAUUGAGAUUGUUGAUCAUGCACCUAAUUCCAAGAUUGAGAUCAGAGAGAACCAGGAAUACCAGUUGGAAUGUCUAGUGAAGAAUUCAAAGCCAGCAGCAAAAAUAGUUUGGUACCGAGGCAAUGUGGAGUUGAAGUUGGAUAAACGUGUGGACACAACAACAGAGGUGAAUGAACCAUCAGGUUCUGGCAGGCAUGCUAAGCGUUACAAUGUGCUGAGUCGCAUCAAACUGCAGCCCACGUCAGAGGACGACUAUGAGGGCUACACUUGUGAAGCUCGGCAUGAGGCUUUGCCCCCUGACAUGCCUCUCCGUGUCACUGUGCAGCUCAGUGUGCUAUAUCCACCUGGCAUACCUUACAUUGAAGGCUACACAGAGGGAGAAACAAUUCGCCGUGGGCAGACAGUGGAGCUGACCUGCAAAUCUCGAGGUGGAAACCCUCCUGCACAGCUUAUCUGGUACAAGAAUGGUGAGCAGAUCCGUAUGGCAUACCGAACAGCAGGACGGGUCUCAGAGAACAUCUACACAUUCACUGCUGAUGCGACAGACAACAAAGCUAGGUAUCGCUGUGAGGCCUCCAACAUCAUGAGCCAGGGGCCUCUCAAAACUGAAAUACAGCUGACAGUCCUGUUUGCUCCAGCUCAGGUUAGCAUCUCAGGUCCGACAGAGGCCAGGAUAGGUGAUUCUGUGCCCCUCACGUGUACAACAGCCAACAGCAACCCACCUGCGGAGAUCAAAUGGCUUGUAGCUGGCAGACAUAUUCGAAAUGCAACAAGUCGCACUGUGGUAUCUCCUGAAGGGGGCUGGAUCACAACUUCAAAUAUUACUGCAGUUGUUGCACCCAACAAGAGAUCAUUGGUUGUGAUAUGUCACGGCAUUAACAUGCAGCUCACAGAGAACAUUGUCAGCACCCAUACUAUCAAUGUACUCUAUCCACCAAGUCAGCCAAUUAUUCAUGGCUACACAGAGGCAACAAGCAUUGCAGUUGGCACAGUGCAGAAGAUAUCAUGCAUCUCGUCUGGUGGGAAUCCCCUCGCAACUCUCACAUGGUACAAGAAUGACAAGAAAAUCAACUCAGUAACUAAAGUAAAUGACAGAUCGGUGUCAGCAGAGGUGAACAUACUGGUGAAUGUGACAGACAAUGAGGCACGGUACAAGUGUGAGGCAUCAAACUCAGCAACUGAGAUUCCGCUCUUUGAGACAGUCACCCUUAAUGUCUACUUUCCUCCAGACCAUGUUGUCAUACGGAAAGAUCCCCCAGAGCUGAAGACUGGGACAAUAGCAACACUGACCUGUGACUCCAGCUCAAGCAACCCUGAGGCUCGACUCAGCUGGUGGCGGGAGGGUAUACCUGUUCAAGGAGUCACAAAUGUAACCAAACCAGGGCUUCAUGGGGGCAAAGUGUCUAGUAUUAUGCUGUCCCUGGACAUCACACCAGAGCUCAAUGGCAUUGUCUACACCUGUCAGGCCACCAAUGAGGCACUGCAGAGAAGUGUGCAUGAUGCCAUCACACUGGAGGUCCUGUACAAGCCAAUAUUUUCUGAUGUUCCAACGGAACAACAGACUGGCAUUGAGGGGCAGCCAAUGGUUCUGUCUCUUCAGGCUACAGGGAACCCUAGUAAUAUUGUGUACACAUGGACCAAGGAUGGAAUAGAUGCUGGACAGGACUUACGAGUGUUGGUUGAUGGUCCAGUCCUGAACAUCACAAAACUGCGAAAGGAGGACUCGGGUGUGUACAUGUGUGAAGCAGUAAACAGUGAAGGCUCCACUUCUGUCAAGUUCAACCUCACCGUGCAGUAUGCUGCAGUCAUAAGGGAUGCACCAGAGUUUGUGAUGGUGAAUCCAGGGGAGAAUGCACAUCUGCACUGUGUGGCAGAAGGCAACCCUUUGAGUGAGAGCCACAUCAGCUGGCGCCGGGAGGGCUUCAGUGAUAGUGACAUGGAACAGCGUACCGAACGCACAUAUCGUAAUGGCACUUCCUAUCUUGUUGUCCAGACCCCAACCAGAGAAGACAAUGGAAAUUUCUACUGUGUGGUCAACAAUGGGAUCGGCAGCGAAACAACCAGACCAGUGUAUCUAGUGGUGAAAUACAAGCCUGAGAUGGAUACAUCUCCUCAGAUUUCCAAGGCUGCAAGUAAUACUGGUGAUACAGGUCGCCUUGUCUGUCGAGCAUCUGGUGCACCUAAGUUACGCUUUACGUGGUCUAGAGAGGGAGCCACUAUACCUGUUAACACCACUGAGAAAUAUUACAUUGACUCUCACCAGGUGGACAUUGUGAAAUAUGAGUCAGUGUUGUUAGUUAAACAUGUGCGGCCAUCGGACUAUGGAGGCUAUGAAUGUGUGGUGAGGAAUGAGAUGGGGUUUGCCACUGCUACUGUGAAACUGGAUGUAACUUCUGCACCAGACCCUCCCACAUCUAUGACGGUCCUCAAUGUCACACAUGAUUCGGUGCUGGUUGGUUGGGUUCCAGGAUUUGAUGGUGGCAUGGAGCCAUCAUACAGGAUACGGUACAGGCCUACGGCCGCAUUUGGGGAAGGUUACCGGUACAUGGAUGUGAUUGGUAGCAAUAUCACCAGCUUCACAAUCACAGGACUUGCCAUGGCGACAGAUUACACUAUCAGCAUCAUGGCAUUCAACAAGUUGGGGAGCAGCAAGUAUCUGCCAGACACACUGCGGGCCAAGACUUCCAGUGAAGGGGACCUCCAGCAAGUCAUCCCUGACAUCCUUCUUGGCAAAGGGGACAUCCCCCGCUUGGUUAUCAUUGGAGUGUCAGUUACAGGGACACUGCUUGUCCUGUUAAAUGUUGGGCUUGUCGCCUGUUUCAUAUAUAGGAAGAGAAGCAAGCGGCUGCAAGAAGGUACUGUAGGAAGUGUGCUUGCAGCGAGUGAACAGAGCAGCAGUAAGUCUGCCACCAUUGAGAUGUAUGCCCCAAGCAGUUACAAUGAGACUGUCACUGGAGAGACCCUCAGUUCUGUGUCAGAAAAGAGCGAGAGUUACUCAAAUGGAGACAGCAACCAAGAGUACCUGGAGGAUGGAACAAAGGCAGCAGCAAGUACGUACCUGAUAGACCAAAUAGAGUACCCAUACCCAUACCCAACAUAUGAGAUGCAACACCAGCCAAAACCACACCAUGAUGAGCAGGAUGUGAGGAAUGCAUAUAGCCAUGUUGUGGAUGGUGCCAAGCUGCACUACACUGCUGCUGGCAACAUCGCAACAGCACAUCCUGUUGUGGAUGGGCAAUACUACAACAUCUCACCUGAUGCCCGCUACAUCCCAUACCCUCCACAGCUUGAGUUCAGCCACAUGGGUCAACCUGUGAUGCCUGGUACUGGUUCCUUGCGCCGCCUACAACAUAGAGGCCCUGUGGUACCACCGCCUGAUGUGACUGUCUCCCACAAUCCUCCUCCACACUCUGCCCUGUCAACACAGCAGCAGCAGCAGCAACAACAACAAAAUGGCCCCACAGCACCCACGCCUCUCCUCUCAACAUUCAACCCCACUCUCAGCUACCCAGCCACCAUGGAGACAGAAGGCCACCUCGUGUGACUUACACUCAGGCCAGUGUGAGUGAUUUCUAUGAGACAGGCAGUGUCUGGUGCACCAGCCUCUCAUUACUUUGCUUUACUCUGAAGCCACAGGUUUUUGUGCUGGAGUGCUGGACUUAUGGAACACAGUCCCUUUGUGUGUGAUUCUGAUCAGCUUGCACACAUUGUUGCCCUUAUCACACAAGUACUGGAAGCAACAAUGUCAGGUCAAUCAUGCAGUGAUGCAGGUCUUUACUGCUGUUUUUUGUUUUUUAAUUUGAGAAUACAUUGCAACUUCAGUAUUAUGAAAAUUUAUAAAAUAUGCAAAAAUAUUCAUUCUAAUGGAUGUUCAUAAUAUCUGAUAAAGUUUGAAAUAUGUAUCUACAAGUCUGGCCCUUAACUUCUCAUUAUGCGUUUUAUAAUAUGGCACUAAGGUUUAAGUAAUAAUGUGGGUACGGCAGUAUUUCUUCAUCUUUGGAAUUGUUGUCAUGAAGUAUGAACACAAUGAAGAUUAAUCCGGUAUUCUCACUGUUGACAUCGUCUGAACCAAAGAGUUAAAAGUUUUCUUAAACAUACAUAAGCACUUCUACAUGUGACCGACUACUGAUUAGGAGCCGUCCUUCAUGAGAAAAAGUCCUGCCCACUAUUUGUUGCAUGCUUACAUGUCCCACCCACAUUCUUCCCAUAAUUGGCUGCAUGUACAUAUAUGAGAAAAAACAUGUCAACUAGCAUCAGACUUCAGUAGCAAAUUUGAUAUGAAGCAGUUUAAAUUGUUCCGGUGUAGUACUUACUUACAUAAAGUGUGUUAUGGGUUACACCAAACUUUAUGACAUACAUAAGAGAUGGUUGUGAAACAGUCAUCAUACACAUACCUGACUGUGAAGUGCAUGUUACAGUACUGCCAUGUAAACUGUACAUAAACACAUAAAUGUUGAAUUUUCUAACCCAAAUAAAGUGAACAUAUGAGAGAGAGUUUGUAAACAGAUCACAAA